AUGACUUCCUUAAAUUUUCUUCUAACUCUGGCUAUAAUUGUUCUUGCUCAUGGACAAGAAGUUCAAGAGUCCAAGAAAAAUUGUGGUACAUUCCAACUGAUGAAAGAGGAUAUGAGAUGCGUGUUUAAACAAGUAUCGUUCUCUAAAGAUCUCUUGAUGCUGGCUUGGUCUGAUUUCAAGCAAGUUGACAAGUUCCGACAAGCUUGCUCUUCCCUUCAAGAAUGUUAUGCUUCAUUGGAGUGUCGAAAAAACGACAAGACCUAUGUUGAGGUGGCAACAAAUAUGCAAGGCAUUUGUGAUGGUUUACUGUAUCUAUCCACCGACUUCGUGGAGUGCAAAAAGAAGAUUGAUAGUUUGGAGGACAAGUGUGAAGUCGGAGAAAAAUGUGAAACGAUUUUUGGUGAGAACAAUUGUGCAAAGCCAAGGAUUAUCGAGCAGUGUGGGAAAGAGCAGUGGGAAACGUUUAGAGAGGCUGUCAUAAAUAUUCGUAAAUCAAGGAUUCCAGAAUGUAAUUUUGAUCAAUAUCGGGAUUAG
Molecule: messenger RNA, 534 nt
Organism: Caenorhabditis briggsae
Lineage: Eukaryota; Metazoa; Nematoda; Chromadorea; Rhabditida; Rhabditidae
Exons: 3
Coding region: 1-534 (177 amino acids)
Source: RefSeq, a predicted model, not a curated record